Messenger RNA from Myotis myotis, 5261 nucleotides. It is a transcript of the gene ONECUT1, whose product is annotated as one cut homeobox 1. NCBI's taxonomy places the organism in Eukaryota, Metazoa, Chordata, Mammalia, Chiroptera, Vespertilionidae. Gene Ontology annotation, cellular component: nucleus. Gene Ontology annotation, molecular function: DNA-binding transcription factor activity, RNA polymerase II-specific; RNA polymerase II cis-regulatory region sequence-specific DNA binding. Bases 407 to 1813 code for a protein of 468 amino acids. The transcript is spliced from 2 exons. The record is from RefSeq and is a predicted model, not a curated record. Gene Ontology annotation, biological process: regulation of transcription by RNA polymerase II.
CCAGCCAUGGCUCGAGCUGGCCAGCGGCGCGGGCAGGCAGCAGCCGCGGAAGGCGCGCGGGCUGCGUCAGGGGAGCCGGGGACCUCACAAUUCUAAGAAAGAGAGGGGCGAGAGGGGGCCAGGGGCGAGGAGGCUGGGGACACAGCGCUCAGCCAACGGUGAGGAUCCUUUUUGAAAAUUAAUAUUAAAAAAAAAGAGAGAGAGAACGCAGAGGAAAAGGUGGGGGCAAGAGGGAAGGCGAUUCAUACAGAGAGGUAGACAGAGCCCCACAGUGAGAGGAAAAGGAAGGAAGCAAGGAAGGCAACAGUCGCCGGCAGCCGAUGUGAAGACCGGACUCCGUGCGCCCUUCGCCGCCUCUGUCCGGCCUCAUCGAUGUUGUGUCCGCCGCCCGCUCGCCCGGAUCACGAUGAAUGCGCAGCUGACCAUGGAGGCGAUCGGCGAGCUGCACGGGGUGAGCCAUGAACCAGUGCCCGCCCCUGCCGACCUGCUGGGUGGCAGUCCCCACGCGCGAAGCUCCGUGGCGCACCGCGGUAGCCACCUGCCCCCCGCGCACCCACGCUCCAUGGGCAUGGCGUCCCUGCUGGACGGCGGCGGCGGCGGCGGCGGCGGCGAAUACCACCACCACCACCGGGCCCCUGAGCACAGCCUGGCCGGCCCCCUUCACCCCACGAUGACCAUGGCCUGCGAGACUCCCCCAGGUAUGAGCAUGCCCACCACCUACACCACCUUGACUCCCCUGCAGCCGCUGCCGCCCAUCUCCACCGUCUCGGACAAGUUUCCCCACCAUCACCACCACCACCACCACCAUCACCACCACCACCCGCACCACCACCAGCGCCUGGCGGGCAACGUGAGCGGUAGCUUCACGCUCAUGCGGGACGAGCGAGGGCUGGCUUCCAUGAAUAACCUCUAUACCCCCUACCACAAGGACGUGGCUGGCAUGGGCCAGAGCCUCUCGCCCCUCUCUGGUUCCGGUCUGGGCAGCAUCCACAACUCCCAGCAAGGGCUCCCCCACUAUGCUCACCCUGGCGCCGCCAUGCCCACCGACAAGAUGCUCACCCCCAACGGCUUCGAAGCCCACCACCCGGCCAUGCUGGGUCGUCACGGGGAGCAGCACCUCACGCCCACCUCGGCCGGCAUGGUUCCCAUCAACGGCCUCCCUCCGCACCACCCCCACGCCCACCUGAACGCCCAGGGCCACGGGCAGCUCCUGGGCACAGCCCGGGAGCCCAACCCUUCCGUGACCGGUGCGCAGGUCAGCAAUGGGAGUAAUUCAGGACAAAUGGAAGAGAUCAAUACCAAAGAGGUGGCACAGCGCAUCACCACGGAGCUCAAGCGCUACAGCAUCCCACAGGCCAUCUUCGCUCAGAGGGUGCUCUGCCGCUCCCAGGGGACCCUCUCGGACCUUCUGCGCAACCCCAAACCCUGGAGCAAACUCAAGUCUGGCCGGGAGACGUUCCGGAGGAUGUGGAAGUGGCUGCAGGAGCCGGAGUUCCAACGCAUGUCUGCGCUCCGCUUAGCAGCGUGCAAAAGAAAAGAGCAAGAGCACGGGAAGGAUAGAGGCAACACCCCCAAAAAGCCCAGGCUGGUCUUCACAGACGUCCAGCGUCGAACUCUACACGCAAUAUUCAAGGAAAACAAGCGUCCAUCCAAAGAAUUGCAGAUCACCAUUUCCCAGCAGCUGGGGUUGGAGCUGAGCACCGUCAGCAACUUCUUCAUGAACGCGCGGCGGAGGAGCCUGGACAAGUGGCAGGACGAGGGCAGCUCCAAUUCAGGCAACUCAUCUUCAUCAAGCACUUGUACCAAAGCAUGAAGGAAUAACCACAAACUAAAACCUCGGUGGAAAAGCUUUAAAUAAAAGAAAUUUUUAAAAGACAAGGACCUCAACAUAGCAGGUUUAUACUUAGAAAUAUUUGAAGAAGGAAAAAAAAAAGUGUUAUUUAUAGUCCAAAGAAACCAAAGACUUAGCUCACCUGCAUUCUGACUUUGUUCGGAGACACACACUUCAGCGGGGCGACGACUUGGCAAGAAGAGUUAUGAGCAGGAAAACACCACUGGGUCUCACACCUUCGAUCCACGAUCCUUCUCGCUGUGCUUGGCUGUUUCGUGGUUUGGAGCAGUGAUUUUGAGCCAUUGAGUGGACAUCUUUUAAGAUCAGACUUUCUCACCUGUCCCACCGCGCCACAAAGGUGUAUGGUGUCUCAGUACUGCGUGUGGGUGCGUGCACUACACACACACACACACCACCACCACCACCACCACCACCACCACCACUACCAGUGGUCAGGGACAUAGGCAGGGCGGGCCUUCAGGAAGGGUUGUGCUGUAGGAGAGCAACCACCAGUGUGGGGUUGUCUGAGUUCAUUGGAUUAGGAUGUGAUGUUGCUCGUCUAGCCUAUUGUUUGAACCUGCCAGGCCCACAACCUAAAUGCAGAUUCAAACCCAGCAAGGAAAAUUUGAAUGACACCUAAACUCGUGCAUUCUCUUUGUUUGUUAAGGACUGUUCAGAUAUUUUUUAAGAAAUGAAAUAAGAGUCCAUCCAUUUAAAAAAAAAAUCACCUAGGUACCAAAGAACACACUUAAUAUUAUAGUGCAGGUAUUUUAUUGCAAUGAUUUUAAUAACCAAAGCUAUUUUUACACAAGAUACUAUGUAAAGUUAUACAUAUGAACUGAUCUAGCUGUAAUACACAUGCCACGUAGAAUCAUGACUAUUAUUUAUGACUCUUAAAGCAUUUGAAAUAUUUGUUUUCAGAACUGGCAAGAAAGAAUGUCGCUCCAGGGAAGCAAUUGCUACCAUAAUAGAGAGUUUGAUGCAGGAUGCACGUACGCCCAGGUGGCACACUCCCUUUCGGGACCCAUAAAUGUCACUUAGGUAGGCAUAUGACAUGAUUCCAGAAUCUGUUUAUAGCUGGGAAAACCUGGGGAUUCUGCCAAAGUAGGAUCCCAUUUAUAAACUAGAAAACUAAGUUCACACAGGGCAGGUAACUAAAUUAGAAAAUUUGUUUAAAGUAAUGCUUUUCGGUAAAAAGACCAUGGAAUUAAAGGACUGCAUACUUAGAUUAAUUUGACAAAUUUGCUUCAUGCCUUUGACACCAAAUACCUUUUAAAAAUAUUUUAUAAACACUCAAAGAGAACUGACCGAUUUUAUUAUUAAAAUGAACUAUCUAAUAUUUGAAUAAUUUUAACAAUACAAUCAAACUUAUUUUAUUGCUAAUCUCAAACAUUUUAUGACUUGGACAUGAAUAAAAAUAGCAGGUCCCAACCAAGAAACGGUGGGAUGUAGAAAAAGCCAGAGUCUUCAGCUGUUUACUUCCUUCAGCAUAGCCCCCGGAGCAUACCACAUUCUUUCCUGCUACUGCAUUAAGCUGGAAAUUUUAUAACAUAGAUUCCACUCUCUAACAGGGACAUAUAAAAACUAGACCUGAACCUCCAAAUAUAAACAUUUAAAUUCCUAUUUUCCCAAAUCACUUAACCAGGCCUAUAGAAAUCAAGGCAAAAAGGAAAAAACAAAAAAACACGAAAAAAGCAAAAGAUAAUACAGUUGUACUAGUAGUACCCAAGUGAAUCAUUUGCUUUCCCCCCCGUCCCCAAAUUCUCUCUGAAUUCCAUUGAAUUAUCACUCAUAUAAGUGGAUGUCUUUUGUACUAUUGGGAAAGAACUACAUAGCCUUGGUCAAUUAGCACAUCUAACUAGGAAUAUAAAGUUAAAUGUUAUCUCAACUAUAAGGUGUUUAUUGAGAGUCAUUAAAAUGCUUUAAAAAAUUAAACCAUCUUGUCUAGGUCUAGAAGGGGCAGGCACCUGGAGAGAGGAGGCCACACCAGCCAGCCACCUGUCUCCUUCGUGUCUGCUGGAGGAGGAAAGGAAGCUGGCACAUACUCCCCCUUUCAUGAAAGGACGUAUUUGCCUUGACACAUGUUGUCCAUUUUCUUUCUCUCGCCCCAAAUUCCAGCUUAAAAAUUUCCCUUCUAAACAUGGCACAAUUACAAUACAGCUAUUAAAAGAUACCAUUUAAAUGGCCACCCUCCAAGAUUUGCUAAAAAUUUAAUCUUGUUAAUGACAUAAACUAAAAGGAAAAAAACUGAUUAACAUUUUCUCUUUCCAGGAAUAGAGGGGACAAUGGGUACAGCUACAUAAUAUACUUAUAAUUUAGGAGGGAGGAAAACCUUAUUUAUUUAAAACCUGAGAAGUUUAAAAUCAGGGAAAUUAAAGCUGUGUCUCCACCCAAUCUUACCAAAGUCAAUGCCCCAGGAAAAACAAAAGUAGAAUUCAGGUGAUCACUUUUUUUUGCUUUGAUUUUACUACAUGACCCUGCCCAGUUAAUCUAACUGCAUUUUAUGUGUUCAACCAAUUCUUUUGGUACUGUGUAGACACAAUCUCAAAGAAUAUUACUGCAUUUUUAAUAUUCUCACCAUGCUUUUUUUGAAAAAUAACCAGUGAUUCUAUUUGCUAACACCAAAGAUAAUUUUCAUACCAGCAUUGAAUGUGCACCCAUUAUGCAAUUUCAGGGCCUAGAGAUAUAUUUUCUCACAAACAGAUGCACAAAUCCAAGCCUGAAAAGCAAUGUUUUACUUGACUGUUUAAGCAUCUUCACAACCUCUGCUUCUGAGAAAUCACAAUGGACAAACUCAGCUUCUCACAAGCAAUACACGUAUCCCAUCAAGUAGGACUGCUUCUGCUCUGCUCCUGACUUGCCACAGAGAGAGGAAAUGCUUCCGUUCCUGUCUCACUAAUUUACAGCUCAGGUUCUAAACCCAACAUAACCAAGGUCACAUGCUUUUGUUCACCCAUCAUUUCCCGGCCCCUGAACAAAAUUCACCUAAAAACACAUCUCACUCUUUCAUUUGUAUGUAUAUUUAUUCCAAAACUGCACUUCAAAUAACACAUUUUGGGUUUUGUUUUUUUUCUUCUUCACAGAAUGGAAAUUAGACUGGUUUUGGCCAUAAACCAUUUAUGUCCUCUCAUGACCAAACGCUUCCCUGAAAGGGAGCCAAGAGAAAGAGUGGGAGGUCUGGACACCCCAAAAGCCCAGACUUCGGUAAAUGUUCAGGUAAAAGAAUUCUGGGUGCCAAGAACUGAGUGUUCCGGUCCCUGGAUGCAGCUGGAAUAGGCCCCCAAAACCAAAGAAAAUGUGUGGGGAAGUUCUAACUGAACAUGUCACUCACUCUGCCUCCUUCCCCCCAAAAAGUAUAAUUAAUUUUCCAGGAACAAAAGUAAAAGCACUAUGCUAUGUUUGGACUUAUUCUCCACUCCCCCCCCAUCCC